UUCUGGGCCAGUUUCUCUGGCGUUAGAGUUGCUGUUGGCUGGAUCGUUAGCUCGAUCGUCAGCUCGGAGACUGUGGAAAUAGCGAUCUAGGAUCUGCUGCGUUGUGUCGCGCCCUCAAGUCGUGGAUCUCCGUCCGGAAAAAGAGUUUCGGUCUGUCCGGAGAUCGGUUCGUGUCCGAAAUUGCUGGAGCAGAAGAAAGAGCGAGAGAUGGGUGCGUGCUUAUCGACUGAGAAACUGCCUGAGAACUUUUUCAUCGUUCGAAACAUCCACGACGAAAAUCGAAAGUUCCCAAAAGGGUUAAUCGAAGUGACCCAAGUGGAGCUGAAAUACAAGGAUACUCAGUCCGGAGAUGAGUGGGUGUGGCCUCUGAAAUACCUCAGGAAGUACGGCUGCGAUAGGGACAUAUUUUCAUUUGAGGCAGGAAGAAAGUGUCCCGGGGGUGAAGGGUUAUAUGCCUUCUCCACUAAGAAAGCGUCACAGCUGUUCGACAUGGUGGCUCGAAACAUCAGCGACGGAGGGUUGGAGCGGGACGAAGUGGGCGUGUUGUCCCCACAAGAUACAAGUCAAGGGGUGUCCCCUCCAAUUAUGACGUCGCCGAGUGUCAUAUCGACCCCCAAUCCUCCUCCUCCUCCUCCAGCAAUGAACCCUCCCUCUCAUCUCCCUCCCUCCGCGACACCGCGGCAGCCGGAAUACACAAACAUAAGCUAUCACGACGGCCAGCAAGCUGUCGCGUUGGCUGCCACUACAAACGGCCAUGCUGCCUCCACACCCCCUCCCCAUCUCCCCGCCCUACAAAGGGACCGUCUGCCUACUGAUCAAGAAACGCCCUCCCCUCCCCUCAAGCUAAACUACAUGGAAGUUGAAGUAUCCAGAUCUUCACUCGAUAUCGAGGGCAAAGAAACGGAAAAACGGGUGUCGUAUUCCGAGAUCGAUAUAAAACAGACGGAGGAAUACAAGCAGAAGAAGGCGCUGGAACAAGCUAUGAACCAACGGCCCCUCCCCAACAUAGGGACCGGGGAGUUUAAAAUCGUGACCCCCUCGGACGGAGGGCGGAAAUCCUCCCGACCCCCUUCUGCUUCGUCCACCGGCUCCGCUGUCACGCCCCUUUCUACCGCUGCACAGCGCUCAAUGUCAGAAGGAAAUUUCUCGUUCCCCUCUCACCAAAAGGGGAGCAAUGGUGUGAUUCCCGGUCGCCCGCAUUCCAAUUCUUCGUCGGCAGUUAUGGAUGCCGGCGGUGCUCCCACGCUGCUCUACCAGAACAUCGCCAUGUCCCGGUCAAACGUGGCUCCUCAGACUAUUCCGGAAGAUUCCGAAACUGUACUCCACUUGUCUCCAGCUCCCCAUGGGCAGCCCAACUACAUGAACAUAAAGCCCAACUCUGCACUCGGCAGUAGCGGAGGUGGACGUCGGGGCACAGACCCAGCAAUGUACCACCGGGAGCCGAGACUUGGAUUGAUGCGUCACGGUUCCGACACGCAAGCCACCUACCAGAACCUCCAGGUCGGGAUGGGCGCCACGUCGCCACCGAGGGUGUCAGAAUCCUCCUCGUACCUCUCUGCUUCGCCUCCGCGAGUGGGCGGACCCAAAAUGGGCAUCUAUGCCCAGUUGGAUCUUAGCGGGCAUGCUACGAGCACCCCGAAAGGGAAGGGAGGGGACGGACACGAGCGGAAAAGGAGCAGCGAGGACGAGGAAAGUCACAUGACCCUCAAUUUCUCCGGAGUGUCUCUGCCUCCUAACAAGACCCCUGAGCCGAUGGAGACCUCCUGCACGAGGCACUCUCCUCCUCCAACUCAGAUUCAACUUCCCGAAGAGCGGCGCUCCUCGGCGGAAGUUUCUCGUCCGGGCGCCGCAGCUGUGAUUCAGGAUCGUCCCGAAGACAGUACGACUGUAAAUUACUCCACCAUGAACUUUGACGCCAUAAGAGGCCUCCAGUUAACCAGGGAGCAGAGGGAACAAGAGAUAAGAGAGAGACUGGAAGAGGAAGCGAGAGAAAAGGAGAGGAAGGAGAAAGAAGAAGCCGAAAACCCCGGGAAGAAGAAGAAGAACAAGAAGAAGAAGAAGGACAGGCGCAACAGCCAUCAGUAG
Messenger RNA from Geodia barretti, 2085 nucleotides. Lineage: Eukaryota; Metazoa; Porifera; Demospongiae; Tetractinellida; Geodiidae. The record is from the annotation of a GenBank genome assembly.